AUGGCGCCCUUACAGGAUGUAGAGGAUCCCUCUCAUCCAAAUGUCGCCACAACCAGACAAAAUGCAGAAGCGCCCUUCUUCCGGCUCUUGCCCAUCGAAAUUCGACUCAAGAUCUACGAAUACGCUCUGUCAGAGGUUGAACCAAUUCACGUACAGCAAAUCGCGGCUCGAUCGAAUAAAUUUGCCCAUCAACCGGGUUCCAUAGCCACAAGGCGUGAAAUGUUCGUAUCUCGCCUCACACGGGUCAGUCGGCAGAUCUACCUUGAUCUCAACUUCAACCCAGUGUUCUACCGUGUCAACAAAUUCGAGUUCGAUGAACCGUGUGUCUUACUCCAAUUUCUUGCGGCACUCACACCUACGCGACGUGCAUUGAUUCGAGACAUCAAGUUGUCAAAUUUUUAUUGUCGUGGCUUCGAUGCUGGCAUCAUCGAAUUCUUCCCAAAUGUUGACCUCGGCGAUCAUGGAAUCCGAUACCUUUUUCACCUGAAGAUCCAUGUGAAGGUCUUUCAACAUUUGUCUACUCUACUCAGCUUUUGUCAUGAUCUCCGUCAUCUGCGAAUACGUGUUAGUAUGCGUAAGUACUGGGACGGCCUACCGUCGGUAGGCACCUUCCUCCUCACGACAUUCAUCAAUGCUGCAGCAUCUGAUGAAUUGGACCCAAGCAUGAGGAGAAUAUCACACAUAGAUCCAAUAUUGGUCUACCAUCAUGGCCCUUUCGAAAAGCUGCAAACGGAGGUCGAUCUUACCGACACAAGUCCUCUCCCAACGGAGAUUCUGACAGCUGACCAGACAGAACUGCUUACGCGGGCCAGGGUUGCUGUCGCAUCCCUCAAACAGCGUUGGAAGAGAGCAGAGAGAGAUGGACAUAGCACUCGCAUCAAUCCCACUGAGAAACAACUCCGGGAAGCACUUCAGCAUAGUCGAAUUGAUUUCCCGGGUGAAGAUCGCAUGGAACUCGAUCGUUUCAACAACACAUCUGGCACAGUCUCGAGCCGCACACGGCAGAAAUGCAAAAAGGAGGCUGUCGAUAUCAGUGGAGUCAUCCAGAGAACCAAGAACAAGUAUAAUGCCGAGGGCAUGUUGACAUGGCGUGCGUUCGACAUUCUCGGUUUGAGACGGAGCGAAUCUACCAUUGAAGUAGAGGUACAGAACACAUCUCGUUUUCAACCAUGGGAGUGCUCGUGGGAGCCCAUUGAGUCUGUCAUAUCUGCGGACAAUGAAGAUCUCUUUAGGUGGUAUUAUGAUAGACUCCUAACUCCCUCGAAACUAUACAUCUCCCGGUCCCUCCUCACAGCUUCAUCUGCACGCAAGGCUUUACAGAGGAUCCAAGAACAUCCGAGUCCCAAGGAACUAAUAGCAAUGGUUCCUGGCCUCUUCAUCGACUCUGUAUCAGAUGAAUCACCUCUGCAUAUCCAGAAGAGAAAGCGCCGCCGGGCAAAUUGGGACUUCAUGCAACAACAGCACCAAAACACGAUACACGGCCUUACAGAGUUGGUGGAGAAGAAAGCAUCAGAGGAGAAGAUGAAGGAGGACAAGGAUAAGAAGGAGAAAAAGCAGAAAAGCAAGAAGCGCAAGCGAACUUCCUCAUCGUGA
Messenger RNA from Pestalotiopsis fici W106-1, 1593 nucleotides. RefSeq lists its product as uncharacterized. Bases 1 to 1593 code for a protein of 530 amino acids. The transcript has a single exon. NCBI's taxonomy places the organism in Eukaryota, Fungi, Ascomycota, Sordariomycetes, Amphisphaeriales, Sporocadaceae. The record is from RefSeq and is a predicted model, not a curated record.